Molecule: messenger RNA, 680 nt
Organism: Malurus melanocephalus (red-backed fairy wren)
Lineage: Eukaryota; Metazoa; Chordata; Aves; Passeriformes; Maluridae
Product: putative small proline-rich protein 5
Exons: 2
Coding region: 100-387 (95 amino acids)
Source: RefSeq, a predicted model, not a curated record
AGUAUAAAAGGUUUCUCAUCCCAGUUUCCUUCACACGUUGAUCUUCUCCAAAACAGCUCCAUCCUCACUGCUGGAAAGCUCCUCCAGAACUCCAGGAAAAUGUGCUCCCGCGGUUCCUGCCACAGCCACGAGACCUCGUGCCACGAGUCCCGCUCCUCGUGCCACGACUCGGGUGCCUCGUGCCACUACACCAUCCAGAGGCAGCCGGUGCAGAAAUUCAGCUACGUGACGCCCUGCUGUCCCCCGAUGCAGCCCUGCUACACCCCAGUUCAGCGUUAUUGUCCCCCAGUUCAGCCCUGCUACCCCCCGAUGCAGCGUUACUGCCCUCCGGUCUGCCCCCAGCUCACCAAGAACAUCUGCAAGCUGCCGCAGUACCCCAAAUACUGAAAUCAGGAUCUGACCCCGGCAUUGGGAUGCGCCAGAUCGUCCCUGCUUUGGAUGCUCUCCGUGCCUAAGGCUUGAAUUGACGGUUCUUCGUUCCCGUUUUUGAUUUGAUCCUCGAAUUUCUCGUCUGUGAUUAGAAUUCGGUUGCUGUUUUCGCUCCAAUUUGGUUUAAUUUGCUCGGCAGGCAAGACCCAGGUCAGGUUGAUUUACAUAAAGCUGGGAAUGGUUCCUGCUGGUUCCCACACCGUGUGACAGCCUCCAAAACAAUAAAAUUUGAUUUCUAAAAGCAAGAAAAA